AUGGAGGGAGACUUCUGGGUGUGCAAGAACUGCAAGAGAAGCGUGGCCUCUUCCCACUUUGCUCUCCAUGAGGCCCACUGCCUGCGGUUCCUAGUCCAGUGCCCGGAGUGUGAGGAGCCCGUCUUGAAGGCAAGGAUGGAUGAGCACUGCAAGGACAGGCACCAGCAGGUCAGGUGUGCGAUGUGUCAGCAGAGCGUGCAGAAGCCCUUGCUGGGACUUCAUGAGGCUAAGGAAUGCCAGGAGCGCCCCGUUGAGUGUAAGUUCUGCGAGCUGGCUGUGCGCCUCAGCACGCUGGAGGUCCACGAGAACCACUGUGGCACCCGGACAGUGCUCUGCCCAGACUGCGAACAGUUCAUCACACUCCGAGUGCUGGCCGACCACAAAGUCACCUGUCGGAGCGAACAGGCCCUGCUCAGGAAAGGGAAGAAAAUUUCAGCUCCUGAAAGGGAAAUCUACUGUCAUCAUUGCAACCAGAUGAUUCCAGGAAAUAAGUAUUCCCACCAUCUGAAUACAUGUCGUCCAAGCUCAGAGUCCAAAGAAGACUUUCCACUUGGGAAGACAAAAAUUUCUCCUACACCCUGUUCAAGUCAGGCUGCUGUAAAUCAAACUUCCAUGAUGCAGAAAGAUGUUCGUCCAAAGAUGAAAAAUAUAAACAGAUUUCUUCUUCCUUCUGAAAGUUCAACAAAGCGAGCACCAAGAGGCAAAAGUAAAACCAUGAAUCUGUCUUUGAAGUCUGAGCUCAAACCCAGUACCCCCGCUCCUAGAGAAGAUGAGGCAGCCUAUGACAUUCUGAGGAGAUGUUCUCAGUGUGGCAUCCUGCUUCCCCUGCCGACGCUGAAUCAGCACCAGGAGAAAUGCCUGUGGUUAGCUUCAUUGAAAGGAAAACAAGCGAGAAAUUCCAGCUAGAUUUGGAAGAGAAAAGAGAUAUUGGUUUGCCCAAGGGCUACAGAUAAGCGGGGAGGGGAAAAAGAGAUUCCAGCUCUUCUGC
Messenger RNA from Cynocephalus volans (Philippine flying lemur), 988 nucleotides. RefSeq names its product XIAP associated factor 1 (gene XAF1). NCBI's taxonomy places the organism in Eukaryota, Metazoa, Chordata, Mammalia, Dermoptera, Cynocephalidae. The transcript has 8 exons. Bases 1 to 906 code for a protein of 301 amino acids. The record is from RefSeq and is a predicted model, not a curated record. Gene Ontology annotation, cellular component: mitochondrion. Gene Ontology annotation, biological process: apoptotic process.